AUGGAACUGUGUGAGAUAGACCAUGAGCUGGUGACGAAUCCUAUCUAUCAGGCGUUAUGCACAUGUUUUUUAUUUAGCUCACUGUUCGGUAUGGUAGCUAGUGUUCCAAUCAUUCGUAGCAUGUCAAAGAUGUCCAUCUUUCAUCCUAAUCUCAAGAUGCUCAUUUAUUUUAUGAUUUUUUAUACGGCCGCUUAUUCAGCAAUCAUUUUCUGCACUAUGUUACACUCGUUCUUUUAUGUUCUGACAUACAAUUCUAAAUGCGAUUUGGUGUUCGAGGUAUACAAAUGUAUCUGGAGUUUCAUUCCGAACACUUGGUGUUUAUCUGGUAUGUGUCUAACACAGGGAUUUAUUAGCUUUGAACGACAUAUCUCAGCUGUUUAUGCCGAUAAGUAUGAAUAUUCUGGGAAACGAUUUGGAUAUGCUCUGGCAGUUCUUAAUAUCAUGUUACCAACGUUGUUGACAAUCUUUGGGCUGCGAGACCUGAAAUUUACUGGUGAUAUGUUAACCAUAUGCUUGGCAAUACCUCCAUCAGCAUCGAACACUGCGAAUCAACUCUUCAUAUUACUUAUAAUAAUCGAAUUAUUAUCACUCUUAAUAUACUCAUACGAUUACAGAUAUAAUAAAUGUUUGCUCAAAACAGGGGAUUACACAUUAGCCAAGAGGUUUCAAACAUUUGAGAACAUUUCCGUUAUCAAGCUAUGUCUGCCCCUAACCUUAGCUCAUUUUUUUCUAACAGCCACCUACUUAUCAACUACUGUCUACCUCAGGACGAGAAUGCAUUCCAUCGAUCCUGUAAUAUAUCGGCUACUCUGCGCCGCUGUUUAUGUCGUCCCCUACUACGUGGCCUUUCAAAAUUUAUUUCUUCUCAUUAUUGUAUUUCAACAACAGAAGGAACGGGAAAAGGCAGAUGCUCAACGAGUUUCUUCUCUUCAACCCGAUAAAUCGCGAUCCAUAUACUUUACGGAAUUAGAGAAUCAGUGGAAUUCUACAAUUACGAGGAAGAAGUAA
Molecule: messenger RNA, 1008 nt
Organism: Auanema sp. JU1783
Lineage: Eukaryota; Metazoa; Nematoda; Chromadorea; Rhabditida; Rhabditidae
Source: the annotation of a GenBank genome assembly